Molecule: messenger RNA, 2784 nt
Organism: Dissoconium aciculare CBS 342.82
Lineage: Eukaryota; Fungi; Ascomycota; Dothideomycetes; Mycosphaerellales; Dissoconiaceae
Exons: 1
Coding region: 155-2398 (747 amino acids)
Biological process (GO): RNA 3'-end processing
Cellular component (GO): TRAMP complex; nucleolus
Molecular function (GO): poly(A) RNA polymerase activity; mRNA binding
Source: RefSeq, a predicted model, not a curated record
AGCCGAUAUAGCAAGCAAUAUGCUUCCUUCAUUUGGACUUGAUUGCACGCGUUUCGGUGGUGCCAUCGCGUGUUGAAGUUGACGUGUCGAUAUCCUCAGAAGUCGCGUUCCGCGCCCCCGUGUGUUCCGCGCUCACGUGGCCCGCGUUACAGCAAUGAUACAGCAGAGCUUCCAAGGCCCGUUUGUAUUGAGUUCGAGCAGCAUCGUCAGUCACGAUCAAACGACUUCCGAGGUCUAUCCACCAUCGACCGAGACUCAUAUAUCACAUGUGCGAUCACCAAAGCCUGCGGUCUUCAUGUGGAGCACCCGGCGAGUUUUACGCGGAGCCUGCGAAGCGCCCAAUGCCUUCGACAGCGAGCAGGCCCUGCACGCAAUCGUUGCAUCAUGCCUGGCCAUGCGUUUCGUUGUAGCUCAUGAUCGGAAUCGUCUUGACCGCCGAACAUACCAUGCCUCGACUAUGCGUAAAUCACCAGAGCCCACCCAAACGCAUCAAGAGACCAAGAUCAACAUAAUCAGGCACGGAAACAACCGACAGAUAAAGAUCUUACGUGUCCCGAAUCGUGACGACCGACAGAUAAAGAUCUUGCGUGUCCCGAAUCUAAACAAGCGCGACGUUCCAGAGGGACCACGUCGGGAGUCUUCUAGAAGCAAGCCUGUAUUCGGGAUAUCUCCAUAUUCGGAUAUCUACGCAUCUCUGUGGCAGAUGCGAGAGGACAAACAUGAGAUGAUGGAAAAGCGCGCACAAUUGGACAAAGGCAAGUCCAGGCAUGAUUUGCGUAACAACAUGAAUCCGAUCCCAGACAGCGUCGAAAUCAGAAAACAUUUGAUGAGUGUGAGAAACGCAGUCAAUCAGCUACGAGAUUGUCCGGAUGAUGAGUUCGAGGCCUUGGAUUUCCAUUCACUGGCUUCUUACCUUCGAUAUAGAGGGCGACCAAUCGAGCUCCUUCCAACUCAGCUCACACCUUCAUCACCAAUGCCGUGGGCCGUGGAAGACCACAAUGGACUUACAGGCAAGCAAUUGCUGGACGAAGAACUUCGCCGUUUAGAGGAGUACUUGAAACUCUCAGAUGCUGAAGCUGCGGCACGCGCAGCAGUGACCAAGGAGUUCAUGGCAUCAUUCACUGCUGUCGGGAGUACGCAUGGUACUUAUGGAAUUGAACUGUUUGGCUCCGAAGUGACAGGCCUUGCACUGCCCACCUCAGACCUGGAUUUUCGCGCGUUCGCAAAAGCCGACGUCGAAUCGCAGCUGCCUUUAUUAACUCGAACUAGACAGGAUGUGGAGAAGAUUGCAAGAGCAUUGGACUCGAGCGGCAAAUAUGGUCUUGUCUCAUUUCGGAAAGACAUGAGACAUCCCAUCAUCAAUUGCCAGCACCUCGAGUCUGGAAUCGACAUUCAAGUGAGCUGGUCCCCUUCGACCAGGGAACAACAGCGCACAACAGCGCUCCUGCUUGCCCGAAUUGACCGCCUACGAUCCGUCUACUUAGUUCUUCGAAUUAUGCUGGGCUCGAGAUCCCUCGCAGAGGUCUAUCAUGGAGGCCUGGGCUCUUACGGCCUUUUCUGCAUGACCGCUUGCUUGUUGGACUUCGCAUACAGGCACAAACGGCAGGCAUCAUACACUAAAUACUGCGAGUGUCAUCCCUUGACCAAGGCGAUAUGGUUCCUCGGAGCCAUCGAGCAGAGGAGCACGCGACUUGCGAUCGGGCCGAUGGCCGAUACGCGACGAUGGCCGGACGGGCCAGCCGAUAGCCACAAGGAAUUAAAAAACGAGAACAUUCUCAAGCCUCGCGACCCCGAGACCGGCCUCCACGACCUCGAGCCCCUCCUAACCGACAAUCCCUCCAUCAUCGACCCGGCCAACCCAAAGAAUGACCUGGGCGCUAAAGCCUACGCGUUUGUGUAUAUCAAGAAAACCGCACGCCUCGAAGCCUUCCGCCUCAUCAAAUCAAUGAUUACACUGGACAAGGCCGCCGGCAGUCACCCAACUGUGAGCAAAAUCGACGAAGUCGACGUAUACCACGAGCCGCAACCCAUCACUUCGCUGCUGCUCCCGAUGAUCGGAAAUUACCACGAACGCGUGCAAGCGCAGCGGGCGCGAGCCGAAGCCUACGGGAAAAAAGUGCUGAGUACCCCAGCAGCGGCGGCACCGGAAACCACACCGGAUGCUGCGACCUCGUCGCCCACCGCCAACGAUGCGCAGCCUCGAGAAACCCAGCCCACACCUGAUGUAGAAGAGGUAGCCCCCGCCAGUCCUGUCUCGAAACCUGCCCCGCUCGUCGACGCUUCGCGCUUCGACCUGCUCGCCGGGCCGGAAUUCGACGAGUUUGACAAAGACGAGGCAGAAGAUCACAAUAAUGCAUCCGAGUCGAGCGAGGACAAGGCGACUCCGCCCCCAGAGUAGUCUUCGGAAGACAGGUCUCGCACGGGAGAUUUACUCUCAUGCCCACAUCUUGAUUACGGGUUGAGACAACGGGGAACGGACGAGGGUUGCUUUUGGGGAAUUCGCUUCAUUUUUGCCAUGUCAAAAUAGAGCACACUCUCCUUCCACUUUUAUAUUGUCAUCGUCUACAAAGUCUACUGCUGCAAUUCACCUCGGAAUUCAUCAAAGGCGAGGAUCAUGCGAACCUAAGGCCACGAGCCGCAUUUGGGUUGGAAUGUGUGGCUUCUUUUCGCAUCGUGAGAGUGCUUAGGUUCACUUGCUACCGUUUGUUUGGGGUUGACGCCAUGACAGGCCCGAUCGCCGCCAAUGCAUGCAUCGUGAUAGGAACAGACAACGCACCGAUGCCC